AUGUCAAAGACAGGCCGACCUUCUGAGGGUCCUCAUGGUCCUCCCUCAGAACGCCCCCACAGGAGUAGCUCCCUGGCGUCAAGAACUUCAGCUCGCUCUAAUCGCCACCACGAAGAUGGUUUGAACAUAGGAAAAGGCUCCGGCAAGAACAGGACAACGAGAUUUAGUAUGUUCUCUCAGGCCUUUCAGCGCACCAGCAGCAUCAUUUUGCGCAAACCUAUUACCAAGGAGCAGGCCUUUAUUGUUAACCUUGGGAACCAACCACAGUCUUUCGGCAGGGAAUCUCUUGAUCCCAUCAAGGACAAGCUGGAAUCAAGUCACUACGAUGGACCUCAAUUGCCCAAGAUCCUAGGCCUGCAACCAGACCAAUCUGUCACAAAGCCCGCCAUCACUCCAAACCCAUUGCCUUGUGAUAGAGAAGACCAGCAGACUGUCUACACGGCUAUAUUCAAUUCUGACAUGGACGUCAUUGUUGAAAAUCAGAGUCCUCUAUUCGAGACCUCUAGCAAAGUCGCUCCUGUUUCCCAACCUCACCGAACUCCAGCCACAAUAACGUCUGAAGUUGAGAGCAGGCUCGAAUGGAAGAGCGAAUGUGAAAGCCUUCGUGAAGAACAACGGAAAACCAUCAGUGGCCUAGAGGACGAAAACGAGGCUCUACGCCAGGAUAUUACCUUGUGGAAGAACCGGGCCAUCACUGCCGCCAGCAAGAAUGUGAAUGUUCCGAUUCAUAUGCCGCUUAGUCUACCAGAGAGCGAACUCCUCAAAGCCUGGAAAAACCUUGCAUUUGAGGUGAAGAACUUUGUCGUUGACCACUUUGAGAGAGUGAGCUCAAAUAAGCGUGCGAGUUGGGUAAAGGAACAUGGAGAAUUCCUCCGAGAAAUAACUCCAACCUAUCAACAGGCUACGAAACGGGACCAGUCAUUCCUUGCUAUGAUAGAGGCUGCCAUCUGGUAUUCUCUCUGCAGACUUGUGUUUGUGGGUUAUAGGGACCAUAGUCCUAUGCGCUGGGCUGGUGACUAUGAGAAAGCCUUGACAAGUUUCGUUGAUGGACUUCAUGGUGGGCACACAAAGGAGAAUAAUAAACAGUUCAUCGCUCUCUUUGACCAAUGGAGUGCUCUAACAGCUAAUCUGAUCGCAAUAACUCAAUCUCCUGAUCAUUGCGGUCGACAAGUCGAUCUUGUAGUCAAGAAGCUUGAAGAGCUAUUCGUAUCCUGCCGCCCCAGAAUUGCGAGGUCUGACAUAUAUCGACGGGAGUUGCGAGAGCUCAUUCAUAAAGUUGUCGAUAUAGAUUUCAGGAUCUCUGGUCAGACCACUCGGUAUCUCAUUGACUGGCCCCAUUCUCGACGAUAUGACGUAGCAUUCGAUGAGACUAAGAUGCAGCAAGACCCUCGGAGUCCAUCCUCUUCUAGGAAGGAUAAUGAGAUCUUCCAUGACGAAGAUGACGGCACCAUCGAAGACAUCAACAUCGUGCCCACGGCAGACCUCCCUACCAAACUCGCGGAGAACGUUGCCUAUUGCCCCGGAGGCAUUCGAGGAGUCAUUCAGUCUCCCUUUGUCUUUGGCGCUGCCUUUUUAGCCUCUCUUGGCGGGUUCUCCUUUGGUUAUGACCAGGGAGUUAUUUCUAUAAUCAAUGUCAUGCCUCAAUUUCAUGAUGUCUUUCCUAGGGCUGCGUCCGGCUUUGGAAAGGGUUUUAUGACUGGCAUGCUUGAGUUUGGUGCUUUCUUGGGCUGUUUCUUUAUGCCCUGGAUGGCUGAUAAAAUCUCUCGAAAGAGGGCUUUGGCUGUUGUUGUAGUUAUUUUUAACAUUGGUGCUAUCCUCCAAACUGCCGCUGUCAACUAUGAGAUGCUUGUUCUCGGACGUACAAUUGGCGGAAUUGGAGUCGGUACUCUUGCAUUGGGUGCCCCUCUCUACAUUUCCGAGAUCUCGCCCCCUAAUCUACGAGGUACUCUUCUAGUUCUCGAAUCUAUUUCUAUUUGCGCUGGCGUCGUUGUGUCUUUUUAUAUCACAUAUGGAACUCGUCAUUUAGAUGGCGAAAUCGCAUUCCGUCUACCCCUGGGUCUCCAGAUGGUUUCUGCUACAAUCGUCGGAGUCGGUAUUCUCUUCUUCCCUUACUCACCCCGAUGGCUUGCUCUUGUUGGCCGCACCGACGACGCUCUCAGCAACCUCUCUCGCAUGCGUCGCCUUCCUCCUGAUGAUUCUCGCGUCCGCACCGAGUACCAGGGCAUCAUCGCUGAGGCUCAGUUUCAAAAGACUGUUCUUGAGCGCCGUCACCCUGGAAAGCACGGAAUUAAGCUCGAAAUCCUUACCUGGCUAGACCUCUUCAGCCCUAAGACAUGGAGACGAACUGCUGUUGGUUGCGGCAUACUUUUCUUCCAGCAGUUCAGUGGAAUCAACGCUUUCAUCUACUAUGCCCCGACCCUUUUCAAGUCACUUGGCCAGUCUGAGGAGAUGUCUCUUACCAUGUCUGGAAUUUUUAAUGUUCUUCAGUUGGUAGCCGUCGGUAUCUGUUUCUUUAUUAUCGAUCGUGUAGGACGCCGUCCUCUGGCUAUCUUUGGUGGUGUUGGAGGCGCUGUCUCUUGGGGUAUUAUGGCUAUUCUUGUUGGGAUCUUCUCUCAUGACUGGAAGGCCAAUGCAGACGCUGGUUGGGCUUGUGUUGCCAUGGCGUUUGUCUUUAUCCUCUGCUACGGAGUUUCGUACUCCCCCCUUGGUUGGUGUCUACCCUCUGAGGUCUUCCCUAGUGCUACCCGAUCUAAGGGUGUCGCUUUGUCGACUGCAACCUGCUGGAUUUGUAAUUUUAUUGUUGGCGUCAUCACUCCUCCUAUGCUUGAGUCGAUCGGUUUUGGUAUAUAUGUCUUCUAUGGAUCUUGGUGCGCUAUCGCAGCUAUCUGGGCCUACUUCCUCGUCCCUGAGACCAAGGGCAGGUCCCUUGAGGAGAUGGAUCAAGUAUUCGGUGACAACAGUGGUCAAGAAGAGAAGGAAAUCAUGAAGGCUACUGCUGCACAGGCUAGGAGUGCAGGUAUUCCUGUCCACAACGUUUAA
Molecule: messenger RNA, 3039 nt
Organism: Fusarium sp. VM40
Lineage: Eukaryota; Fungi; Ascomycota; Sordariomycetes; Hypocreales; Nectriaceae
Source: the annotation of a GenBank genome assembly